UUUUUAUUUGUUGAAGAAGAAUACCCCAUUCUUCUAAGCACCUUUUUGUUGAUUGAUACGGAGUAACAAUUAAGCCAAAACUAAUUAAUUAAUAAAAAACAUAAUUAGUGUAAAUAAUUAAAGACAAAAAAAGAAUAACUCCUAAUUAAAACAAAAAAGCGAAAUCAACGGCGUAGGGCCUGGCCCAGUCAUAUAAUGAACAUAGGAUUCUCAACUCCCCCACUCUAAGGCCCACAACUGCUACCUCCCAAUCCCAUAUUGCCACGUGGACUUCCACCUAGAUUCUCUGCUCCUCUUAUUUUUGCAACAAUAAAUUUAAAUCAAAAUUAAAAAUGAAAACUAAAUAAAAAUCCAAACUUUGGAAAUUGUUUUGGAUAUAUAACAAAUUGGCGGGCAUUCACAACAAAUUCAAAACCCACCCCCAAAACAAAACCCUAAUUUUCCCCCCUUUCUUUCUCUCUCUCUCUCUCCUCAACGGCGCUUUCGUCAGUUCCCCCUUUCUCUCUCCUCAAGGUUGAAGGAGAUUGAUUGGUUUAUUUAUCUAUCUAUUUAUAUUUAUAAUUGGGGAAAAGCAAUUCAUUGGGUAAGUGGUUUAUGGAAAAGGGAUCAUUUGAUUCAUUUGAAUAGAAGAGGUGAAAUUAAGGUUGAUAAUGGGGAAAGUAUCUCCUAAAGAGAAGGAAUCGAAAACCCCGAGACAGAGAAGACGACCCAGGAAUUCGAACAAUAAGUAUUUGAGACCAGGGGCGCUUGCUCAGCUCCGGUACAGCAAAGCGUCAUCUACAAAGUCUUGCACCGAUUUAGGGAAGAAAAGGAUUGCAUUAUCAGAUUCCAAAAAGGUUGAUAAUAAUGAUAAUGAAUCGGUGAUUGCACAAAGGCCUGUUCCUAUUCAUGAGACUCCCUUGAUGUCACCUGAAAGAUUCGGGUUUCCUACUGCGGUGUCACCUUUUGAUUUAGUGAGACAGAAUAGUCUUCUUAAGACUCCGCAGACUCCUCGGUUUGAAGACUCUGAUUCUGAGUCCCGGCUCGAGUCUCUUCCUAUGGAUUUAUUGGUUAAAGUCCUUUGUCACUUGCACCAUGAUCAGCUAAAAGCAGUAUUUCAUGUUUCCCAACGAAUCAGAAUGGCUGUCACUCUUGCUCGACAGUUUCACUUUAAUUAUACUACUCCUGAUCGAUCUCGCCAGGAAAUGUUGAGUACAAUGACUCCACUUGCAACAGAACACUGGCCGUUCUUCAGCAAGGGAGAAGGCAGGGGUUUACGAUUGGCAAGCCCACAUACCCCAAAAGCGCCAAGACAUGGCCCUCGGCCACCUUCUCGGUUAAAGUAUACAGAGAUGAGGCAGGUUGCUGCUGCUUUGUUUCAAGAAGCGUCACUCCCUUCAAGGUGCAUGGUCCCAUCUGUUAUGUCAAAACCCCUCUGCAAAAAUCGAGUACUUUUCUAUGAAGAUGAACUAUGUCAAGCUGUGGCUCAGAACAAGCUUCGUUGAUCUGUUAUAACGAUGCUGCUUUUAAGCUCAUGCUCGCUUGUGUAUAGUCUGUCUUUGAUUCCUUAGGGUUUGUUGUCCUUGUGUAUUCUGUUAAGAGUCUUUCUUUGUUUGCUUGCUAUUAGGUUAUCUCAGGUGAAGUAGGAGGAGCAUGCAGUUUUGUAGUGUGAGAGGCGUAUACUAGGGCUUUCAGUGACCUUGUUUUUUUGUUGGGUUGGGUUGAGGUCAUGUUUAUUAUAGAGAAAAUAACGUGUUUCGGAAUGGCUGCCUGUAUAUAUUAAGCUAUAUAGUAUAUCUAUAUAUAGUCGAAGAAAAAUCCCUUGUUUUCUUGAAAAUGGCUAUAAAACCUUCAUCUGUA
This is a messenger RNA of Chenopodium quinoa (quinoa), 1839 nucleotides long. RefSeq names its product F-box protein At4g35930-like. Bases 651 to 1484 code for a protein of 277 amino acids. The transcript has 5 exons. Gene Ontology annotation, molecular function: protein binding. The record is from RefSeq and is a predicted model, not a curated record. NCBI's taxonomy places the organism in Eukaryota, Viridiplantae, Streptophyta, Magnoliopsida, Caryophyllales, Amaranthaceae.